Messenger RNA from Benincasa hispida (wax gourd), 887 nucleotides. RefSeq names its product auxin-responsive protein IAA5-like. Gene Ontology annotation, biological process: regulation of DNA-templated transcription. The record is from RefSeq and is a predicted model, not a curated record. Lineage: Eukaryota; Viridiplantae; Streptophyta; Magnoliopsida; Cucurbitales; Cucurbitaceae. Gene Ontology annotation, cellular component: nucleus.
UCCCUUUCUCUCUCCCUAUAUAUGUAUUGCUCUUUUCAUUCUUCCACUUAUUCCCUUUAAAGCUUCUCUUUACCCCAACCUAUAAUGGAGCUCCAACUUGGCCUCCCUCUUCCCUUUCACAACCACCCCAAUAUCCAUCACAAGCCUGCUUUCCAAGAUCCAUUCAUUAUUGGAAAUCAGCUUCCCCAAACUUUGCCUUUGCUGUCAUGGAAUGAUAAGCCUAAGGAUCAAGAUGACCCACCCCACCCUAGAGGAACACAUUUUUCCAACAUUCAAAAGAAAGAUGAAGAGAAGAAGGAAGCAGUGGGGUGGCCACCCAUCGAGUCAUGGAGGAAGAAGGUCUUUCAUUGGCAACCUCAACCACCGCAGACGGCGGAGAAUCGCCGUCCUGUGGUAGCGGAUCAAAGUAGUAACCAAAAUGAUGGACAAAAUUCACUGUUCGUGAAAGUGAAAAUGGAGGGUGUAGCAAUAGCAAGGAAACUCGAUUUAAGGCUCUAUCACUCACAUCAAUCUCUCAAAACUGCUCUCAUUGCCAUGUUCACCACAUAUAAGGCAAUUGAUCACAACGGUUGGGAUUUUACUAUAAUCUAUGAAGACCAAGACGGUGAUUGGAUUCUUGCAGAAGAUCUUCCAUGGAAUUCCUUUGUGGAGUCUGUACAGCGCCUCAAGAUUCUUGUUCGAAAGAGAAACAAAGAAUGAAGUUUGCAUAUAUUAUUAUUAUUUCCGAAUCUUAUUCCACAUGUAUGUAAUUAUAUAUUAUAUUAUGAAAUGCCAUGAUGUGUUCGGUACUUCUAUGUUACAAAAUUAUGAAUAUUUUCGUUUCCUGCUAAAGUGUGGAGCUAUUUGAUCGAAAUUAUUAUAUAAAAAGUUAUUUGGGAAUCUAUUCU